UUUAAAGUGAUAAUAUAUCGACGUUUGAUUGAAAAUUAGAUCAUGAUACUAUUGGAUUAUUGGAAUUAAUUUUGACUUACAUUUAACAUUUAUUUAUUUUAUACUUAAAAACAUUGAAAACGUUCAAAACAAGCAAAAAUAAAGGAACAAUAAAUGAAAUGGGAAAUCUUGUUUCGAUUUAACAGUGAUAAUGGCCGCUUAACGUGCAUUGAUGAAAGCAUAUUCGUAAUUGACGCUAUCUAAUUUAAACUGAAAUAUGUCAGACAAUACGAGUAAUAACAUUGAAAGGACAUACUUUCUUAGGACUAUAUGCAUGUAUAUGGACCUAACAAAAGACACUCUUCUUCAGUUGUUUAGACAUUUAAUCAAGAGUGAAAAUAUUACAGAGUUCUUGACUGACAAAGAUACAAAAGCAAAGCUACGAGAUAUGUUUAAGAAUAGUGUCCUGAAUAAAAAGGAAUACACUCUUGUAAGUUCCACAUGGCCGGAGCCUGAAAAAUUUGAUAUCGCAUUGUUAAUUAGGCUUAUCCUAGGAUUAUGCAGGGAUAGAAUAUUAGGACCACAGCUAGGAUGGCAUACCAAUCCACAACCUAUGGAUACAUCCCUUGGUGCAGACCUGCUUCGUUUAAGAAAUACCAGGAAUAAAUUGAUUGGUCAUAGAGAAAGUGCAAAACUGGAUGAAGCAGAAUACAUUCACAUUUUCAAUAAAAUGGAAGUAAUAUUAUUAAGAGUAUUUGCAGCUUUCGAUCGAGGAAAGAUGGGCAAUAUAAAGAAGACAUUUUGCGAGUAUAAGGACUUAUAUUUUGAAACUGAGAAUGGGAAAAUGAGAAGAUAUCUUAAUGAGCUCGCAGAAGCAGACAACGAAACAAAGAGGCUGCAAUCGCAAGUUGAGGAAUUGUUGAAGAAAUCAAAAGAAUUUCAGACGUUUUUUAAGACAACGCCGGAGCGAUUUGUUCGAUACCUCAAACUGCUUUUUGAUGGAGGUGGAACUGCUCUUCGUGGGAUUCUAGAGAGAGAAUUACGAAAAGACAAGAGUCUGGAUUUUCUUAUUUCUGAAAACAAAGAGAUACUUUUACAAACAAUUCAGGAAGAAUAUCAUCAUUUUCUUUUCCCACAAGGAUCUGGUCAAAUAGAUCACAAUUGCUGGGAUAUUGGCCUUCUAGCGUCUGUCAUUCUCCUGAUAUUUACCGAUUUAAGGAUGGAUGAGAUAAAUAAAAUUGAAGAAUUAAAAGCUGCAAGACAAAACUAUGCAAUGCACGCUAUAAGCUGUUUAGAUGCUGACGAAUUCCUUGAAAUUUGGACAGAUUUAAUUAGUAGUCUUAAACAUCUUUCAAUGGGAAUUGAAGAAGGAAAGAAACUUUACAUUGAGAAUCUUAUUGUCCGCUACAAGAAAAGAUGCAAUGAAGGUGAUGCAGAUGAUUAUUUAGACCAGCUCAGAAAAGCUGGAGCUCCAGUUAAAACAUUGGAAUGCGUUUACAAUGAAUACAUGUAUCAACUAGCACAAAGAUUGAGACAACUGAAAGAAAGAGGGCUCCAAUUCAAGUGCGAACAUGAUUUAGAGCUUAAGAUAAUGAUAUCGUGUGAAGAUGAAGAGAAGAAAAGAAACGCAGAGGACGUUCUUGAAAAGAAAUUAAGAGCAUCGCUUCUCCAAUCACAUGACGGUGAUAGUUUCUUGCAGAUGGAAACAGACCGGUUUAUGUCAAGUAUUACAUCUCAUCCAAACAUAACACCUACUGGGAUCACUAGAUGCUGCAUCAUGAUUACCUUUACUUGUUCAACACUAGAUGGAGUAAUGCAUCUUCUGGACUACUUAAGCAGUCAGGACUUCCUGAAAAGGAUUUGUAAUAUUUCAAACGAAUUAAGCUAUUUGUACGAAGAUACCUUUCUCGUACAAGGAUACAUAACACUUGAAAGUCUGUCAAGCAUUCAGACUGCAGACAGUCAAAAACAUGACUCUGAGAAAGGGAUCUCACUUCCAUUGAAAUGCAGUUCUAUUGAGGGAAUGGAGCAUUUAUUGGAUACUGUGCAAAAUGUGAAAACGGCAAACACACUGAACAGCAUUGCUGAUAAAAUCUCAGAAAAGCUUGAAGAAACUGUAUUCAUUCAUGUAACCACUAAUCUAUUUGACUUUAGAGAUGUCUUCAAUGAUGCGGGUGCACAAGAUUUGAGAUCAAAGAGGUGUUCUGGAGGUGUUCAAGCUCUUAAAAAAUCUUCGUCAAAUGAAAGUUAUGGAAGCCUUGAAUCCAUUCCAGAAUCAUUGGAGCUAUUAAAGGUAUCUGGCCAAGAAGAUAAAGAGGUGAUGGAAAAUGUUACAAACAAACAAGUAUCUGUCAUGCAAUCAGAUUUUCUACAGAAAUUCAGACGUCGUCAGAGAAAGAAAUUUCUAACAAGCACAAUUGAUGAAGAAUCUAAUACAGAUGAAGACUCACCCACUAACGUGGACUACACAUUCCCUUAUCGACCAACGAGACUUGCUAUACAGGAUAAAAGCCUACAUGAUGCAAGCUUUGAUCAGAGAUUGGUGCAUUCACUAGGUGUAGGACCAAAGAAUGUAACCGUUGAUGACGCAUUUUUACUUGACAAGAUGUUACGAAGAUUAUCUUAUAGUGACUUUACGUUUGAUCAUUUACUGCAAUUAGAAAGAGCGGAAUCCACUUUACGAGAAAUAGAAGCACCUGGCAUAAAAGUUACUUCCGAAGAUCUAAACGAUUUACAAACUGAUAUUGAAAGUCUUUUUCACUCGCUGCAAGUAGAUGAGUCAUCUUCGACGAGUGUAAAAAGGCCAUUUUUUUCUCUACCAAACAAUCAUUUGGAUCAACGUCCGUUUUCUGCAUCUGAUGAACUCAGAUGUAAAGAAAGACUCAAAUGUCUUUACCAGGAAUUCGUUACAUUCAAGCGUCACAUUAUGCCAAAAGUUGUGUCGGAGGAUGAGGAUUAUCAGGGAAGAAAACAAGAACUGAAAGAUUUUCUGAUUACAACUCACAGGAAAACGUUAAAAGAGAAAAGGUUUAAUAAAAAGAUUUCGAUGAUCUUUGGACCUGGCCGUUUAAUGUCGCCUAAAACAGGUAUCGUUACUUCCUAUAGAGGUAUUUUCUACGACGACUACCACAGAAAACAGCAUAAACAUAUACAUAUCAUUGGUGAUGAAGGCAGAGCCUCAACAGUUUGCUUGGAACUUGUCUCCGCUUGGUGUGAGGCUCAAAGUGAGACAAACGUGCACAUUCUCAAGAAUUUUGAAUUCGUUUUCAUGAUAUCCCUUUCGGAUGUGGGCUCAGACGAUUCUAUCAACGAAAUGAUAAGAUUGCUUCGUCCAGGUGAGGAGUACGGUAAAACUUUAGAUCAAGUACUACAACUCGAACCAGACAAAUGCCUAGUCAUUCUCGAUGGAUUAGAGAAGUGGAGGCUGAAUACUUAUAACAUGCAUUCUGCAUUGGAAUUUCCAAAAGGAAGUCUGUUUUCAGACUACGUGAUUCUCUUUACAACAAGUCGUCGUUUGAAAAAUCGCAUUAAUAGGGAAUUCGGUGAUAAGCAACUGUUGUACAUAUGCUAGUUUAUUGAAAAACUUGUACAUUGUAUAUUGACAUACCAUUUGUGUGCUAAUGCUGCAGCCUCACACAAUCAAGCAAUGUCUCAGAGACGCCUUCUUUUCCUCUUCGUGUCUACAAUCGCUGUGUUCUUUUGGUCUCCUCCUUCAAUCAGCAACCUCAUUGUUAUGUCAUAUAUUUAAAUUAAUUGAUGUCACUCCUGUUACAUAGACGAUCAACCUUAUUCGUUCAUAUUUUGAUUUCGGUCAUACCUGCUUCACAUAGACUUAUACUCGUAUUCGUAUAUUUGAAACAGGCGUGUUGUUAUGAAUUUGAUGUUGUUAAAGAAAUAUAGUAUUCACAUCAUUUUUGUUAGAAUUAUGUCUGUUUAAUCUUUCAAAUGAUACUGUCAGUUCAGUAUUGGUAUUUCGUAAUGCUUUUGCAAUAGAUAACCACAGUGUGAGCUUUGUGUAAAUUAAUUUGUGUAAUAUAUUGGCUAAAAUGCGCCUUAUGUUUUUUAUCAGAGUUCCGCACUAAAAGACUUUUUGUAGAAUAUCCAUUCGUCGCCAUUUUUGUGACGAUUGAUCAAAUAUGGGAUAUUUUCUUGAAUAUUAUAGGCAUUUGAUAUUUAAUUGUGAAUCAACGACAUACUUAUCAUUGAUGUACCAUUCUAAAUUUUACAUUCACACUGCUAAGAUAAAUUAAUAUUGUAGAGAAAAAUAUAUCAAUAUUUUCGUGCUAUGUUAUUUGGUAUAAACCCUACGUUAUUUAUUAAUAAAUGGUAAAC
This is a messenger RNA of Ruditapes philippinarum (Manila clam), 4311 nucleotides long. RefSeq lists its product as uncharacterized. The coding region runs from base 257 to 3550 and encodes 1097 amino acids. NCBI's taxonomy places the organism in Eukaryota, Metazoa, Mollusca, Bivalvia, Venerida, Veneridae. The record is from RefSeq and is a predicted model, not a curated record. The transcript has 15 exons.